AUGACGCAACAAGGGGAAGUGUCCUUCUCCAAGGCCGGCCUGGAAAAGUCACAUGAGAUCCUGACGUGCACCGUCAAGAAUGCGCCUUGGUCGUAUGCCCACAUGGAGCUUGUUACCGAGUCGACAGAGCCACUAGAGCUUGACGAUCUGCAGGUCAAGUCAUACUGCACCGCGGCCUUGCGUCAGUCUUUCGGUCUCUCCGGUCAGGCGAUGCCCGUGGACAUCUUGAAGACAAGCGGAUCACAGUGUUGGGUCAGAGUGCCACGCGAGGACUUGAGCACCUUCACGGCAGCCAUCACCGCAUGGGCAGGUCUCGUCGAGAACGGGCAGAGACGCGUGCUCCGACUCAAACAGGCGUCCGACUGGCUAGGCACCAUGGUGGGCAACGAUGGCCAGGAACGUCUAUGGAAAUCAUGA
Emericellopsis cladophorae is the source of this 417-nucleotide messenger RNA. RefSeq lists its product as uncharacterized. Gene Ontology annotation, biological process: intronic box C/D snoRNA processing; nuclear-transcribed mRNA catabolic process, RNase MRP-dependent; tRNA processing. NCBI's taxonomy places the organism in Eukaryota, Fungi, Ascomycota, Sordariomycetes, Hypocreales, Bionectriaceae. The transcript has a single exon. The coding region runs from base 1 to 417 and encodes 138 amino acids. Gene Ontology annotation, cellular component: ribonuclease MRP complex; nucleolar ribonuclease P complex. Gene Ontology annotation, molecular function: ribonuclease MRP activity. The record is from RefSeq and is a predicted model, not a curated record.